GCGCCGCGCGUGACGAUGCGGCGCCGCCCCCGCCCGCUCGGAGCCGGCGGCGGCUGCGGCACCGCGGGCCGGGACUGGGGGGGAGCGGGGCGGGGAGAGCCGAGCCGGGCGGGCGGAGCGGAGCGCCGGGCGCGGGGGCGGGCGGGGCGAGGCUCGGCGGCCCCGCCGGGCAGGGCGCGCUGCGGCAUGGAUUACCCCGAGCCCGGCUCGCCGCAGGGCGCUUGGGACCUGUUCGGCUCAGCCAGCGGCUACGGCGGGUUCGAGCGGCCGAGCCGCGCCGAGCAGGAAGCGGCGGCGGCAGCAGCAGCGGCGGAGCAGGAGGAGGAGGACGAGGCGGCGGCGGCUGCCCGCGCCCGCCCGCCCCGCCGCCCGCAGCCGCCGCUCCGCGCCGCGCUCUCCACCUCCUCCUCCGAGGGCGACCCCGAGCCGGCGGCGCCGCCGCGGGAGCGCAGCCUCAGCGACGAGGCCGCCGGCGGAGACUUCGACUCGGCCGAGUCCGGAGCGUCGCUGCGGUACUCGACGGGCACGGGCGGCGAGGGCAGCGAGGGCGAGGGCGCGGGGCUGGGCAGCAGCGACAGCGGCGGCAGCGGCUUCUCGCUGGCGGCCACCGCGCUGCCCGAGAGGCGGCGGCCGGGCGGCGGCCGGCCCCGCUAUGAGGUGGUGCGGGAGCUGGGCGCCGAGGAGGUGCGCUGGUUCUACCGCGAGGACCGCAAGACCUGGAAGCCCUUCAUCGGGUACGACUCGCUGCGGAUCGAGCUGGCGUUCCGCGCCCUGGCGGGCAGCGGCGGCGACGGGGAGCCGGCGGCCGUGGAGCCGGUGUGCGUGCGGAGCGGGCUCUACGAGGUGGAUGUGGCCAGCGCAGAGAGCUACCCCGUCUAUUGGAACCAAACAGAAAAGAUCCCUGUAAUGCGUGGACAGUGGUUUAUUGAUGGGACAUGGCAACCUCUGGAAGAGGAGGAAAGUAACUUAAUAGAACAGGAGCAUCUCAACCGCUUCAAAGGCCAGCAGCUGCAGGAGAGCUUUGACAUGGAAGUAUCAAAACCUGUUGAUGGGAAGGAGGUUCUCUACUACCUCCCUCCCUUCUCCCUCCCUUCUUUGUUCAAAUGGAGAGGAUAUAAGGAGAAAUCAGAUGCUGCAUGUCUUAAGCGAAAGCAUUCCCAAGCUAUUCAUAGUCUAAAGUUGAGUCGGAACCACGUGGACUGGCACAGUGUGGAUGAAGUGUAUCUGUACAGUGAUGCAACCACAUCCAAAAUUGCAAGGACUGUUACACAAAAGUUGGGGUUUUCCAAAGCUUCGAGUAGUGGGACAAGGCUACAUAGAGGCUAUGUAGAAGAAGCCACAUUAGAAGACAAGCCACCACAGACCAGUCACAUUGUGUUUGUUGUGCAUGGUAUUGGGCAGAAAAUGGACCAAGGAAGGAUCAUCAAAAACACAGCGAUGAUGAGAGAUACUGCCAGAAAAGUGGAAGAAAAGUAUUUUUCCAACCUUGCAACACAUGUAGAAUUCCUUCCAGUGGAAUGGAGAUCAAAACUGACCCUCGAUGGAGACACUGUGGACUCCAUUACUCCGGAUAAAGUCCGAGGUUUGCGGGAUAUGCUGAACAGCAGCGCCAUGGACAUCAUGUACUACACAAGUCCUCUGUACAGAGAUGAACUGGUGAAGGGGCUGCAGCAGGAGCUGAACCGGCUGUACACGCUCUUCUGCUCCCGGAAUCCGGAGUUUGAGGAGAAAGGAGGGAAAGUCUCCAUCGUGUCCCACUCACUGGGCUGUGUCAUCACCUACGACAUCAUGACUGGCUGGAAUCCAGUCAGGCUUUACGAACAGUUGCUGCAGAAGGAAGAGGAGGAGCUGGAAGACCGUUGGAUGAGCUACGAGGAGCAGCGUUUACUCGAGGAACUUUACCUAACUAAACAACGGUUGAGAGAGAUAGAAGAGAGGUUACAUGGGUUAAAGGCAUCCACCAUAGCAAAACCACCUGUCUUAAAAUUUAAGGUUGAGAAUUUCUUCUGUAUGGGAUCUCCAUUAGCAGUGUUUUUGGCACUGCGUGGCAUCCGUCCAGGAAACAGUGGGAGUCAGGACCAUAUUCUGCCCAGGACAAUUUGUAAUCGCUUAUUAAAUAUUUUUCACCCAACAGAUCCAGUGGCCUAUAGGUUAGAACCUUUAAUUCUGAAGCACUACAGCAACAUUUCGCCUGUCCAGAUCCACUGGUACAACACGGCAAACCCUCUCCCUUACGAGCACAUGAAGCCAAGUUUCCUCAACCCCACAAAAGAACCUACCUCAGUUCCUGACAGCGAGAGCGCUUCGGCGGCGCCCAGCCCGACCACGUCCCCGGUGAUGGUCCGGCGGCACUACGGGGAGUCCAUCACAAACAUAGGCAAAGCCAGUAUAUUGGGAGCUGCGAGCAUCGGGAAGGGCCUUGGAGGGAUGCUUUUCUCGAGGUUUGGCCGAUCCAGCACAACCCCACAGACAAUGGAGACGGGAAAAGAAGGAGCUGAGGGAGAGGACAAGAAGGCCACAACUGUUGGGACACCACCUUUACCCCACAGCAGCUCGGGCUUCCUCGAACCCACAGUGGAACUGGAGCACAGGAUCGACUUUGAGCUCAGGGAAGGUCUCGUGGAGAGCAGAUACUGGUCCGCAGUCACAUCCCACACUGCUUACUGGUCAUCCCUGGAUAUUGCUCUGUUCCUUCUAACCUUCAUGUACAAACAAGACCAGGAAGAGACUGACAAAUCCAAUUUAGACACUAUUUGAAUUUCUGAUUGUGGAUGGGAAAGGAACUUUUCAAACCAGUGGCACAAAACGGAUGUUUGACUGCAGAGCUGCAGCGUCCCAAGGCAUGGAGGUUUCAGGUUCAAGUGCAUGUUUGGAGGUUUUUUUCCUGUUUCUAAAGAGGAAAAAUGAUUUGUAUUUCGAAGCACUUUAUAGUUUUAAACAUUUUGCAGUGCUUGACCAGACCUGAAAGGGUUCCAAACUCUUGUUAACGUGGGCUGUGUAAAGAGCCAAAUCCAGCGUGUCCAUCCCGUAAGCACGUCGUGCAGUGUGCUUGGGUGACAUCCUUGCUAAUGACCAUAAUUGCUGUUUAGUUCAUUAAACUGUACAAAAAUUAGUUGAUUUAAAAAUAAAACCCACUAAAUUAAUUUCCAGUAACAAAAAUACAUAGUUCAAUGCAAACCUAAAACUGCCAUGUUCUGAUGUUUUAUGUACUGGUGAAUAACCAAUGGUGGUGUCAUUUUUCCAGGACUUUAUUCAGCUCCACAUCCAAUUAUCCACACUGAAAGCCCAUUCUGACUGCUGGCUUCUGGGGGCCUAUUCUACGUGACACAUUUAGAAAACUAAUGCUGAAGGAAAAAAAAAAAAAAGCAUGAGGCAAAUAUUUGAAAUACUGUAAUUAUAAUUUAUUAUUCUCUCUAAUCGUUUCAUUUUAUUCCAGUGUAUAAAACAUGACUUUUUUACUGGUUUCUUUUGACAUAAUUUAAGAACCACAUUUAUUUUCUACAGUGUUUAAGACUUUUUCUCAGAAAUACAUAUCUUUGUACUACUAUUCAAAUGAAUAUAUGGACACUGUGGCACACUUUAAGUAUUUUUUCAUUAAAAAUAAAUAUUUGUGGUUUCACACAAA
Pseudopipra pipra is the source of this 3625-nucleotide messenger RNA. It is a transcript of the gene DDHD1, whose product is annotated as DDHD domain containing 1. Gene Ontology annotation, molecular function: glycerophospholipase activity; metal ion binding. The record is from RefSeq and is a predicted model, not a curated record. Lineage: Eukaryota; Metazoa; Chordata; Aves; Passeriformes; Pipridae. Gene Ontology annotation, cellular component: cytoplasm. The transcript has 13 exons. Bases 16 to 2757 code for a protein of 913 amino acids.